AUGAAGGUAUUCUCGAGCGACUGCAAAUUCGAUUACUCUUGGGAAGAAGUAUCCACUGCCAACUGGAGAAAAUAUUGUCCCUGGAACGACAAAUCUACACAUGUAAUAGCCGUCGAUACAUUAUCGCGAUAUGUAGAUGCCGAAACCGGAAUUUUACGAACCGAACGACUCAUAACUUGCAAGCAAAGCGCACCAAAAUGGUUAAAAUCAUUAAUGGGCGGCAAAGAUACCUCGCACGUCUUUGAAACGUCAUACGUCGACCCCGUUACCAAGAAAGUAACCAUGACAUCUACGAAUCUCACCUUCGCCAAUAUAAUCAACGUUCAAGAAACCGUGGUAUAUCGACCCCUUUCUGCAAAUACAACGCAGUUUGUACAAACGGCACAAAUAACCGCUUUAUGCGGGGGUUGGCAGAAGGUCAAGAACGCGGUUGAGGAUGCGACUGUGACUGCUUUUUCGGAAAAUGCAAGGAAGGGGAAAGAAGGAUUUGAGGCGGUGUUGGCAAUGAGCAGAAGGGUUUUUAGUGAGGAGAAACAGAGGCAACAACAAUUGGCUGCUUUGGCUUGA
Molecule: messenger RNA, 567 nt
Organism: Sclerotinia borealis F-4128
Lineage: Eukaryota; Fungi; Ascomycota; Leotiomycetes; Helotiales; Sclerotiniaceae
Source: the annotation of a GenBank genome assembly